Zophobas morio is the source of this 2107-nucleotide messenger RNA. Its product is annotated as beta-glucuronidase-like. Gene Ontology annotation, molecular function: carbohydrate binding; beta-glucuronidase activity. Gene Ontology annotation, biological process: glucuronoside catabolic process; carbohydrate metabolic process. The record is from RefSeq and is a predicted model, not a curated record. NCBI's taxonomy places the organism in Eukaryota, Metazoa, Arthropoda, Insecta, Coleoptera, Tenebrionidae. The coding region runs from base 79 to 1983 and encodes 634 amino acids. The transcript has 5 exons.
ACUCAAUUAUAAAUCGACAAUCCGUCACGGUGGUACCAUUCAAAACAAAGCGUUUUGAUCGGUGAGUACCUUUACAAAAUGCUUUUGCUAAUUGUGGUCGCCACUUGGCUGCUUGGUGGUACCGAAUCCGGUAUUCUCUACCCUCGAGCAUCCGAAAGUCGACAACUAGUCAGUCUAGACGGCCUCUGGAGUUUUGCUUUAACCAACGACACUAACCCUUUCCGUGGCCACAACGAGAAAUGGUACGACAUCGACUUUAGAGCGUCAGACGACAUAACCAUCCAGAAAAUGGCGGUACCAUCGAGCUACAACGACGUAGGUACUAGUAGUGACCUUAGAGACCAUGUAGGACCCGUUUGGUACCAACGCAAAUUUUUCAUACCGGCGUCGUGGGACGGACUAAAGGUUUGGAUUAGGUUUGCGUCAGUGUGUCGAGGAGCCGAAGUCUGGGUUAAUGGCAAAUUAGCUACCACGCACGACAUCGGUCACUUGCCAUUCCAAGCCGACAUAUCAACUAUCGUUGUGUAUGGUGAAGAAAACACAAUUACAGUAGCUGUUGAUAACACUUUACUUGAAGCGACGAUUCCUCAGGGUACUGUUACAACUCUAGAAAGUGGACGAGUCAAACAAACCUACACUUUUGAUUUUUUUAACUACGCGGGGAUUGAUCGUCCGGUCGUACUUUACACAACUCCACAAACUUACAUAGACGAUGUAACAGUUACAACCGACAUUGAUGGUACCAACGGUUUAAUAAACUAUUCAGUGGUUGUCGAAGGUAGCGACACCGUCACUGCAAGAGUCACCCUUUUCGAUAAAACAGGUACCGAAGUAGUCUCCGACGCGGUACUACAAGGUACUCUCACCGUCCAAAACGCCAGCUUGUGGUGGCCUUACCUCAUGGACCCCAACCCGGGUUACCUGUACACCCUCCAAAUCCAACUUAUCGAUCCUUCUGGUACUCUCAUCGACAAGUACUCGCUACCCAUCGGUAUCCGUACCAUCACUUGGGACUCCAAAAGUGUGAAAAUCAACGAUAAACCCAUCUACUUGCGUGGUUUUGGUCGCCACGAAGACUCUGACAUUAGAGGUAAAGGUUUAGAUUUGCCUUUGAUCAUUCGGGACUACAACCUAAUCCAAUGGAUCGGAGCUAAUUCGUACCGUACCUCCCACUAUCCGUACGCCGAAGAAAUCAUGGAUUUGGCAGACGAGUUAGGGAUUAUGAUCAUAGAUGAAAGUCCAGCUGUCAAUACCGAAAACUUCACGAGUGAAUUACUCGAGAACCAUAAAAAAUCGCUGACUGAAAUGAUCCAGAGGGACAAAAACCGACCCGCAGUUAUAAUUUGGUCGGCUUCGAACGAACCCAGGACGCAGUACCAAGAGUCCGAGGACUACUACAGGCAGAUAGUCGCACACAUCAAGAGCUUGGAUAGUACUCGUCCUGUGACGGUUGACAACUUCCAGCAACCUGACGACGACCAUUCUGGGCAGUUUUUGGAUAUAGCGUCUUGUAAUGUGUACCAUGGGUGGUACUUUGAGCCCGGAGAUCUCGAUAUUGUUAUUAAUGAAGUUACGAAAGUGGCACGAAGGUGGAACGAACUUCACAAUAUACCAGUUAUUAUAGCCGAGUAUGGUGCUGAUACUUUAGAAGGGUACCAUUCGGUACCGAACUUCAUGUGGUCAGAGGAGUUCCAAGAAGCUAUACUUAGUAAGUACUUCCAGGCUUUCGACGAAAUGAGGGAGGAAGGUUUUUUCAUUGGUGAAAUGAUUUGGAAUUUCACUGAUUUCAACACGGAUCAAACUUUUAUGCGCGUCGGAGGGAAUAAGAAGGGCAUAUUUACUAGGAACAGGCAACCAAAAGGUGGUGCUCACUUCCUGAGGAAGCGCUAUUGGGCUUUGGCACAAUAUUUAGAUAACGCUGAAGUACCUGACGAUCUUGAGGACUACAUUUUUGGAAGCGGUACUGCAAGAGAUGAACUAUGAAAGAUAGUACUUUACACAAUGUUUAUUUUUAAAUGUGGUUCUUGUUCUUUGUAUUUCCAUGGUGGGAAUUGACAAAUAACAAUUAAUUUUGUCAAAAAUCAUUAAAUUGGCUUUUUGGACCUGA